Molecule: messenger RNA, 870 nt
Organism: Mycena indigotica
Lineage: Eukaryota; Fungi; Basidiomycota; Agaricomycetes; Agaricales; Mycenaceae
Product: NAD(P)-dependent alcohol dehydrogenase protein
Exons: 4
Coding region: 1-870 (289 amino acids)
Biological process (GO): alcohol metabolic process
Molecular function (GO): zinc ion binding; alcohol dehydrogenase (NADP+) activity
Source: RefSeq, a predicted model, not a curated record
AUGACUGUUGAAGCAACCGUUUUCAAGGGCUCGGAAACUGGAAUCGUGCAAGGCAAAUCUGUUUUGGCAACACCGACGGGCACGCAAGUGCUAGUACGAAUAACGCACUCUGGAAUUUGCGGCACUGACGAACACUAUAAACACGCCGAUAUGGUACUAGGCCACGAAGGUGUUGGCAUUGUCGAGCAGAUCGGUGAAGGUGUCCUCGACCUCGCUGUUGGUGAUGUGGUUGGGUGGGGUUACAUCCACAAAAGUUGUGGUCGCUGUGAACAGUGUCUGAAAGGACAAGACAAUUACUGUCGAGCAGGCGUCGAGAUGUAUGGCCUCAACAACUUCCACCAAGGCUCCUUCGGGUCUCAUGCAGUCUGGGACGAAUCCUAUCUAUUCAAAGUUCCUGCUGGCCUCGCACCAGAGCAUGCUGCUCCUCUCAUGUGCGGUGGCGCAACAGUUUUCCAAGUCAUUGAAGACUUCAACAUUCGACCUACCGAUCGAGUUGGGGUCAUUGCACUCGGUGGCUUAGGACACAUGGCCGUUCAAUUCCUGGCGAAAAUGGGCGCAGAGGUGGUCGUUUUCUCAAGUACGGAUGCCAAACGCGAAGAAGCGCUUAACCUUGGAGCUAAAGAGUUCUACGCGACGAAAGGUGUUGAGAGGUUCGAAGGCGUCAAGUCACUGGAUCAUCUUCUUGUAACAACCAGCUCUAUUCCAGACUGGGCACCAUUCCUUGCUCUCAUGAAGCCUAAAGGCGCGAUUUACCCCCCUUACUGUCGACUCGUCCAACCUCGUCUUCCCUAUGAUGUCUAUCCUCAUGGGCGGACUGACCAUCCAAGGGUCUGCAGUCGCCGGCCGCGCUAUUCACAAGCGCAUGCUUGA